AGGCUGUUGGCCUUAAAGAUGAAGCUUUUCCCCAUCAGGUACAUGCUCACAUACUUCCUUAAAUAGCAUCACAGAAACAGGCAAAGGUUCUCUCUUAUGGGGCUGCCAGGCUGGGAGGUUUUUUACCGGUGGAUACUGUUGUGAGACUAAUAGUGGAAGAUGUAAAAAGAAAAGAAAGUCAUGAGGGAAUCACGGCUAUUUCACAAGGUCUGCUCUCAGUGCCUCUUCCUUCAGUGGUGAGAUGGGUGGAAAUCAGAAACAGGGCUUUUUCAGUAAUGGCCCCUUGUUUAUGGAACACCCUUCUCCUUGAGGCCCACCUGGCACCUACGCUGCUCUGCUUUAGGCACCAGGAAGAAGACAAAAUGAUUAAAUAUGAUGAAACAAUGGCUUGGAAGUUCCUUUCUGCUGCCCAGAUUAACAUUCUGCUGGAGCAAGAUAUAGCAGGAGUUCAAAAACAGUUGGAACUGUUUCUGGAUCUGAAACAACACAAGACAUCUUUGAAAGAAGCUGUUGUGUUGGAUUGUUACGUGUCAGGAUUUUGGUGGGCUAAGGAGAUGGACUUCGCAGCUGUGCCGAUUGGGGGAUUCAUGACUCUGUUGAAUUUGCUGUUGGAGAACCUUGACACCCAGCAUAUGACACUGGUGGAGAACAUCCAAGAAUUUAGAAGAACAAUGGCUGGAAUUGGGCAGUGUCGUUCGGAGAAAAGUGGAGGGUUUGAGUUCUUCACUGUAGACCAAGCAAAGGCUAUAAUUGGCUAUCUGGAAAUCAGCUUAUUCCAGCAUUAUGCCCUCUACGAGUAUCUUUUCCACAGUCCCCGGGAAGAGCUUGUGAUAGGAGAUGAGAAUGUCGUAGAACUCGUCAAGCCUGCAGACGCCCCUUUCCCUGCUCCCUUGGAAGAAGGUCUGGCGUGCGACAUUUACGCUGCAUUUAUAGCGUUAAUUCCAGCUGCAGAGGAGGUAGUCGAGGAACCUGAGGGAGGCGUUCAACUGGAAGAACAGCCGGAAGCAGAAUCCCCCGUAGAUCCUCUGGCGGGUUAUUGCAUGGAUGACGUCAAGUCAGUACUGAGCGAGGUGACCUCCGAAAUGAUCAGCCACCUUCAGAUCGAGAUAAACGAAAAGCUACAAAUGCAGGAAGAGGCCUACGCUGCGAGAAUAGAAAGGUUGAAGAAAGCCUGAGAAGACCCCCGCACAAGAAGUGUAUUGGUGUUGUGAAGCCUUCUGCCGGCUGUUUAAAACACACUCAAUCCCUUCAACAGGUUUUAUUUUCCGAAGCGCGGCAAGGUUGGGUCAGUGCGGCUUCCCGGCAGCAAAUAUUGUUCCGAAGCCUCUGUGUAUUUCGUUCAGCCUUUCUGUAUGUAUAAAUGGCGGAAACUUAAUAGCAGUUCUUCGGAAACUUAAUAGCAGAGAAAGAAAAUAACAACUGAACGUA
Messenger RNA from Heteronotia binoei (common prickly gecko), 1428 nucleotides. RefSeq names its product ciliary associated calcium binding coiled-coil 1 (gene CABCOCO1). The coding region runs from base 276 to 1175 and encodes 299 amino acids. The transcript has 9 exons. The record is from RefSeq and is a predicted model, not a curated record. NCBI's taxonomy places the organism in Eukaryota, Metazoa, Chordata, Lepidosauria, Squamata, Gekkonidae.